AUGAUCGCGCGCCUGCCGGAGGACCUCCUCUCGGCGGCGCUCGCCCUCACCACGCCGCGGGACGCCUGCCGCGCCGUCGCGGUCUCCCGCGCCUUCCGCGACGCCGCUGGAUCCGAUGCCGUGUGGGCCCGUUUCGUCCCACGGGACCUCCCGCCGAUCGCUGCCGGGGAGCUUGCGGGCCCCGCGCCGCCGUCCAAGAAGGAGUGGUUCCUUCGCCUCUCCGACCGCCGUUGCCCCCUCUUACUCGCCGAUGGCCUCAGGAUACAGCCGGUUCCCAAAAAUCCUCUGCUCGCCUAUGGCCUCAAGAGCAUGUGGUUGGACAGGGGGAGCGGCGCCAAGUGCUACAUGCUGCUAGCGAGGGGCCUGCACAUCUCGUGGGGCGACACGCCGUGCUACUGGCGCUGGACCAAUCUCCCCGACUCCAGGUUCGAAGUUGCUGUACUCCUGUCUGUUUGCUGGUUCGAAAUACGUGGCAAGAUACACAGCAAAAUGCUUUCUCGAGACACAGCUUAUGCAGUUUACAUUGUGUUCAAGAUACCCGUUGGAUCCUAUGGGCUGGAUUAUCCACCCCAUAAGGCAUCAAUUGACACGGUUGCAGGAAAGAAAAUAAUUCGCAAAGUCUGCCUCCAAAGCUAUGAAGCUAGGCAUGUGAACCGUCAGGUCACAGUGCCCUUCUUGACGCCAGAAUACAACAAGAGCUACCGGCUUGGGCAUGGUAGAAACCCGGUGCUCCCUCAGGAAAGGACUGAUGGUUGGAUGGAGUUGGAGAUGGGCGUGUUCUACAACAAGGAAGGUGAUGAUGGCGAGGUGCGCUUUAGCCUCCUGCAGACAUCACGUACUUCGAAGGAGGGUCUUAUUGUUCAGGGCAUUGAGAUUAGACCCAAGAAACUAGGCUAA
Miscanthus lutarioriparius is the source of this 897-nucleotide messenger RNA. NCBI's taxonomy places the organism in Eukaryota, Viridiplantae, Streptophyta, Magnoliopsida, Poales, Poaceae. The record is from the annotation of a GenBank genome assembly.